AUGUUUCGUGCCUAUGCGGAUCAGAGCAAUGAAGACAGAGAAGAAGGAGAGUGCGAAGACGAUGACCGAUAUUCGUCGUUCGAUCAGCAAAAAAUACUGGAAGCUCGCAAUAGGCCUGCCCUAGCAGCAUCUUGCAAAUCGAGCAUCGUUGGUCUUAAAAUUGACUUGUCUCCAGUAUUCGGAUUCAUGUUUGUAUAUUUGCAGCGUGAAAGUAUCGCGAGAGCGCAGCAUCUGGUCGAAAGGGAGAAGAAUUUGAAUGCAUUGAGGUACAUCAACAGCGACUCGGAUGACGACGAAGUCCAGAUUGUUGUACGUUGA
Messenger RNA from Cylicostephanus goldi, 318 nucleotides. NCBI's taxonomy places the organism in Eukaryota, Metazoa, Nematoda, Chromadorea, Rhabditida, Strongylidae. The record is from the annotation of a GenBank genome assembly.